AAGUUGAGGGAUCAAAGUGAGACUAGCCUCAAAAUAAAUAGUACUGGUCUUACAUUUUCCCAAAAUAGAGAGGCACAUUUUCGAUCUAGCCUUUUGUCUUCAACCCCUCGGUUUCCAACUCGUUCACUCCCUCCCGUUACUUCUUUGAGAAUUCAUCGAACCAGACUAAACACAGUUUGGGGGAGAAGAUGGGAAGCAGUAGCUCGAAGCAGAAUGUAGUCUCCGGUGGCAACAAACAAAUUUUUAUCUUAUCCGGUCAGAGCAAUAUGGCCGGACGAGGAGGCGUAACCCAAGGAAAGAAAUGGGACGGGAUUGUUCCACCUGAGUGCCGCCCUGAUCCUUGUAUCCUCCGAUUCAACGCCAAGCUGCAUUGGGAGGAGGCCCAUGAGCCCCUUCACUCCGAUAUCGACGCCAAGAAGACGUGCGGGGUCGGACCUGGGAUGUCCUUCGCCAAUGGGAUCCGGGCGCGUAAUUCGAGGGUAGGAGUGGUGGGUCUGGUACCGUGUGCGGUGGGAGGAACGGCGAUAAAGGAGUGGGAGAGAGGGAAGCACCUCUACGAUAACAUGGUGAGAAGGGCCAGAGAGUCCGUCAAAGGGGGCGGCCAGCUGAAGGCUCUGCUUUGGUACCAAGGGGAGAGCGAUACCUCCUCCCAACACGAUGCCGAUUCUUACAAAUCCAACAUGGAGAAAUUCAUCCUCGAUGUUCGUGCCGAUCUCCAAUCCCCGUCGCUUCCGGUCAUCCAGGUAGCGAUUGCAUCGGGAGACGGUCGAUUCAUAGAGAAGGUAAGAGAAGCGCAACUGGGAAUCAAACUACCCAAUGUUUACUGCGUUGAUGCGAAGGGAUUGACGCUGAAGGAAGAUAAUCUCCACCUAACGACGGAGGCCCAGGUCCUGCUGGGAAACAUGUUGGCUGAUACGUAUCUCACCCACUUCGCACCCAGCACUACUACUGAUUAGAUUAGAUCAUUAGAGUUAGACCUUUCACAUUAGGCUUUUGGGGUUUUACUGGUUCACUGAAGAUUUCCAAAUAACUACAGAUUAUUGAUUCUGGAGUGGUAGUAGUAGUCGUCGUCCUCUUUACUCUUUAUGCAAGAAUGGACAAAGGACAAUGGCAUUGGGGUCCACUACUUCACUUGAAGAAUUUGGCCAGUGAGGCCUUUGUGUCAAUCCCUCCUUCCACGAAGGAUGUAAGUUGUUGUUAGUUUCUUAUGUGUCUUGUGUGUACAUUAAUUAGCCAAUUUAGCUGUAUAAUUUGCAAUGUGGGCUUAAUCUUUACUCACGUCACGUAUAUCACAGCCGUUUGAAACGUAUCUUUCA
Nelumbo nucifera (sacred lotus) is the source of this 1316-nucleotide messenger RNA. Its product is annotated as putative carbohydrate esterase At4g34215. Lineage: Eukaryota; Viridiplantae; Streptophyta; Magnoliopsida; Proteales; Nelumbonaceae. The record is from RefSeq and is a predicted model, not a curated record.